Messenger RNA from Chenopodium quinoa (quinoa), 1143 nucleotides. Its product is annotated as probable inactive purple acid phosphatase 16. Lineage: Eukaryota; Viridiplantae; Streptophyta; Magnoliopsida; Caryophyllales; Amaranthaceae. Gene Ontology annotation, molecular function: hydrolase activity, acting on ester bonds. Gene Ontology annotation, cellular component: cytoplasm. The record is from RefSeq and is a predicted model, not a curated record.
AUGGAGGGGCAAAAUGGGAAACAAUGCAUAAAAUUCUCUCUCCUCAAAAUCGUCCUCCUUUUGCCAUUAAUUAGAUUUGGUUCAGUGGUAGUGGCUAAGCCAAGGACAGCAAAAAAUCUUCAGGUGCAGAAAGGCCUACCCUUCAAGAUUGCACUCUUCGCUGACUUGCAUUUUGGUGAAGACGCGUGGACUAAGUGGGGCCCUCUUCAAGAUGUUCACUCUACCAAUGUUAUGUCUUCUAUCCUAGAUCAAGAGAAACCAGACUUUGUAAUUUAUCUAGGAGAUGUUAUCACAGCUAAUAACAUUCCAAUAGCAAAUGCGAGUCUAUAUUGGGAUCAAGCGCUCUCACCAGCUAAAAAUAGGUGCAUUCCUUGGGCCAUUGUCUUUGGAAACCAUGAUGAUGCUCAAUUUACAUGGCCUACGGAAUGGUUUUCAGAUAGCGGAAUUCCCUCUCUGAAGUGCACAUCAGAUACUUCAUUAUCUUCAGGGGAGGACAAUUGCAGCUUCAUGGGCACAACGCGUUUACAAUUGAUUAAUCAUGACAUUGGAAGCAAUACAUUAUCAUUCUCUCAAAAGGGACCUAAAAAUCUAUGGCCUAGUGUAUCCAACUAUGUCCUCAGAAUUUCAUCAUCAGAUGAUUCAGAAUCACCGGUAGCCUACCUGUACUUUCUAGACUCUGGAGGGGGGUCUUAUCCGGAAGUCAUAUCAUCUGCACAAGCAAAAUGGUUUAACAGCACAUCUCAGGAAAUCAACCCUGACUCAAGAGUGCCUGAGAUAAUCUUUUGGCACAUUCCUAGCAGAGCUUACAAAACUGUGGCACCUUCUGGUAAAAUAGAUAAACCUUGUGUAGGAUCGAUUAACAAAGAGACUGUUGCUCCUCAAGAAGCUGAAUUCGGUAUCAUGAACACAUUAGAAGCUCGGUCUUCAGUUCAGGCUGUGUUUGUGGGGCACAAUCAUGGACUAGACUGGUGCUGUCCUUACAAAAAAUUCUGGCUUUGCUUUGCGCGCCACACUGGCUAUGGUGGUUAUGGAAAUUGGGCUAAAGGAGCUAGAAUACUCGAGAUCACUGAGCAGCCAUUUCUCAAGUCAUGGAUUACAAUGGAGGACAGUUCUGUACAUAGUCAUGUUACGCUGAAGUUUUGA